UCAUUUAGGUUUUAAUGUUAAUAUAUGAUAUAUAAUUUAGUGAUUUUGAUUAGAUCCACCAGAGCAACAUCACUACCGACCACCACCUGCAGAAUCCCCAGUAAGCCCUUCAACACUUGAAUCAUUCGUAAUUCGCGGGAAAUUUACUUGGCACUCAGCAGGACAAAUAUUGGGUCUUCUAAGAAAAUUGGGAUCACCCGCCUUCGAUUUGAAGAACCACAACAUCUCUUCUCGGAUUUAUUUCGACCUUCUGUUGGGAGUCUUUCUGUGUAGCAAUUUGGCGGACAACCGUUUUUAACAGAUUGAAGAGCAUUAGUAUUUGCGGCUAAUUCGACGCGAUCUUCUUUCAAGGGAAUGAAGAUAUUGGAAGGCAAUGCAGGUGCACUUACAAAUUUUGAAGUGCUUGAUUUUCUACGAUCUAGGGGCGCUUCAAAGGACCCAACUCGAGUUCUUGUUCCAGUGGCACCGUCUGAGUUCAAGGUUUAUGAUUAUUUGGUGGAGAGUGUUGCUUGCAAUCAAACAAGAGAGAAUGUUAAUGAAUUUUUGGAGCAGUGUAAAAAGUUCAAACUUGCAAAAGCUGAGAUGCUGAAUAUUAUUAACAUUCGACCAUCCUCUUUAGUCGAAAUAGACUCGAUUAUAGAGCAAUCCGACACUCGUUUUGAUGAAGAGCAACUACAAGAGUUAAUAGACCUGGUUGUAACAUUGCUUCCACCUCAUCCAAACCAAACAAACAUUCAAGAAGGGACAAAUGAGAAUGAACAAGGAACUGCAGAAGGGACCAAAGAGAAUGAAAAAGGAACUACAGAAGAGACUAAUGAAGGAACUGCAGAAGGGCCUAAUGAGAUUGAACAAGGAACUGCAGAAGGGGAUUUGGUUGGUGAAGAUCAAAAAGGGACAGCAGAUUGAAAUUGUUGAUGAAGAAACAAGAGAAUGCGAAAAAAUGGAUGCCAGCUUUGCCAUAUCUCCCUGACCGUUUAACAAGAAACUUAUCACAAUCAACAUUGUUUUGAACAUCAUGGAAACAGAGGUACGCAGGUAAACUAGCAUUACAAACUUGGUAAAUUUGGAAACUUAGGAUUUCUCUAAAUAUUAGGUCUUAUUUGAAUAUAAUUUUAGUUUAUUAUUUUUAUAUGUUAUGAUAUUUGGUUUAGAUCGAAGUGAUCAAAUAGGAAGUGACUUUUUUUUUUAAUUCUCAAUUGGGUUAAUUCAAAUGGUUAGGAAUAAUCUCA
Molecule: messenger RNA, 1229 nt
Organism: Mangifera indica (mango)
Lineage: Eukaryota; Viridiplantae; Streptophyta; Magnoliopsida; Sapindales; Anacardiaceae
Product: DNA-directed RNA polymerase III subunit RPC9-like
Exons: 5
Coding region: 355-906 (183 amino acids)
Biological process (GO): transcription initiation at RNA polymerase III promoter
Cellular component (GO): RNA polymerase III complex
Molecular function (GO): nucleotide binding
Source: RefSeq, a predicted model, not a curated record